AUGCCAUUCAUUAUUUCCGAUGGAAUCGGAAGCACAGAGACAGAUAAGCGAAAGAUGAUCCGAAGAUAUGUCAUGUUGGGGAAAAAUCGUGGCAAGACUCGGAAAAUGAAGCAAGGAGACCACCAGCCGGUGCCAAGUGACUUGGAAAGCUACAAAAAUAGCGAAGCUAUGUCGAUAGGAUUGUCGAUCAAUAUGCGUUAUUCGCAUAUCCCUCAAAAAGUGGGAUCUGAGCUGUCUUUCACUCAAUUUGCGGAUUCUGUGGAGCCAGCGUUGAUCAAGGACAUCUUGAAAUUCUCUUUUAUUGCCAAAAGAGUCAUUUAUCCUCUGGAGAGAUGCAUCAACUUUGAUAGAAAGGACAACUUUGAUAGAAUGUGGUUUGAGCUCAUGACGCAAGACGCCGCAUAUCUUCAUACCGUUGUUUUCGCAUCCCAGACGUAUUUUAUGCAUACAUCUAACCAAGAAAGUCCUGAGGCGGGAAAACGGGCAAUCAUGCAUCAUUCUCGAGCACUUCAACUACUCCGCGAGAGAUUAGCGGCGAAAGAUGAGGAGCUCAAGAUAUCGGACCCCACGAUCUUGGUUGUUUUAGCCCUCGCUGGCCAUGCCCAUAUGGUUAAUGACUCUGAAACAGCCAAGAAACAUAUUGAUGGUCUACGCAGGAUUGUUGAUCUUAGAGGUGGUUUGUCCACCUUCAGUUAUCACCCGAAGCUCUCAAUCGAGUUGCUGAAAUGUGAUUUGGGAAUAGCGCUUAGCUAUGGUACUAAGACUGUCUUCUUCACUGAGCCAUCGUCAGAAUCCUUGAUGCUAUAUCCGGAUUUUAAACAGUUUAUGACACAACACUCACACUCAGCUCAGAACGAGACGUAUUCUAAUCUAGAGCAUCUAAAUAUUGAUGAGGAACUAGGAAAGAGCUGGGAUGCAUUGAGAAGAUUCUGCUCGGUAAUCAACUCCGCUUCGGAACACAAGCGUCGACUGCCAAAGGAAAUUCUCUUAAAUACCAUGGCGCCCAUAAUGUAUCGUUUGUUCAAUAUGGCAUUCGAGUCGGGUUCUUUCAAUGAAGUGAUUCGAUUGGUCCAGUUGGCAUUCUCAUCACACGCCUUCCUCCACUGGCAAGGAGUUAAAUAUCCGCAUACCUAUCUUCCGGAGAGCUAUCGAAACUGUCUCCUUAGACUCAAGUUUCCAAGUGAAUCCUCACCUCAUAUUCUUUGCUGGCUACUUGUGAUGGGAGCCAUAUCCAUAUUCAGUCCUGCUGAUGAUGUUUGGCUUAUUCCUUGGAUACAAGUCAACUUGAAGCUCUGCGAAGCUGAGAGCUGGAAUAUGCUACGUCAUCAGUUAAAGCAAUUUCUUUGGAUUGACAUCCUUCAUGAUCAUCUUGGAAAGUCAAUAUUUGAC
Trichoderma virens Gv29-8 is the source of this 1389-nucleotide messenger RNA. RefSeq lists its product as uncharacterized. NCBI's taxonomy places the organism in Eukaryota, Fungi, Ascomycota, Sordariomycetes, Hypocreales, Hypocreaceae. The annotation marks the transcript as partial. The record is from RefSeq and is a predicted model, not a curated record. The transcript has 3 exons.